Messenger RNA from Hemiscyllium ocellatum (epaulette shark), 4539 nucleotides. RefSeq names its product reticulocalbin 1, EF-hand calcium binding domain (gene rcn1). Gene Ontology annotation, cellular component: endoplasmic reticulum. The coding region runs from base 202 to 1164 and encodes 320 amino acids. The transcript is spliced from 7 exons. Lineage: Eukaryota; Metazoa; Chordata; Chondrichthyes; Orectolobiformes; Hemiscylliidae. The record is from RefSeq and is a predicted model, not a curated record. Gene Ontology annotation, molecular function: calcium ion binding.
CGGAGUGUUGAGUGGCUCAGUCCCACAUCAAAGGCUGAUACAUGAAGCGGAGUAGUGGGGGACGAAGUUAGCCGCUGGGUUUGAAAUAACUUUGUAACUUAUGCGGGACAGAAUCCUGUGCAUAGCUGAAAAGAAGCGGUCGCUCCACUCAUCAACGGGGAUCGGUUCAAACAGGUUGCAUUUGUUCCAAGAUAUUCCAGCAUGAGGACCCCACGCCUACUUUGUUUGCUGCUUCUCUAUGUGACCGGAGCCUGCCCCAAGCCCACUUUGAGACACGAGCGGGUCCAUCAAGAGCCACAGCUCAGCGAUCAGGUACACGCCGACUCGGAAAACUUCCAGUACGAUCACGAGGCCUUCUUGGGCAAGGAAGAAGCCAAGACGUUCGAACAGUUGACCCCGGAGGAGAGCGUGGAGAAUCUGCGAAAAAUUGUGGAAAGGAUAGACGCCAACCAAGAUCAGUUUGUAACCACUGAAGAACUGAAAGCAUGGAUUAUACGGGUGCAGAAACGUUAUAUUUAUGAAAAUGUAGCAAAAGUGUGGAGGGACUAUGACCUGAACAAAGACAACAAAAUUUCCUGGGAAGAAUACAAAAAAGCGACGUAUGGCUACUAUCUUGACAAUCCUGAAGAGUUUCUAGAUGCAGCAGAUCAGCUCAGCUUUAAGAAGGUGCUUCCUCGAGAUGAGCGGAGAUUCAAAGCUGCAGAUAUUGAUGGAGACAUGGUGGCCACCAGAGAGGAGUUCACAGCCUUUCUUCACCCAGAGGAGUUUGAGCACAUGAAAGAAAUUGUUAUAUAUGAAACACUUGAAGAUAUUGAUAAGAAUGAAGAUGGAUUUGUUGAUGAGGAUGAGUAUAUUGCUGAUAUGUAUGCACAAGAAGAAGGUGUUCCUGAGCCUGAAUGGGUCAAAACUGAGCGGGAGCAGUUUUCUGAUUUCCGUGACAUAAACAAGGAUGGAAAGAUGGACAAAUCUGAAAUCAAACAUUGGAUCCUCCCGGAAGAUUAUGACCACGCACAGGCUGAAGCUAGACAUCUCGUCUACGAAUCUGACAAGAACGGAGAUAAAAGAUUAUCAAAACAGGAAAUUCUAGACAAUUGGAAUAUGUUUGUUGGCAGCCAGGCCACCAACUACGGGGAAGAUUUGACUCGUAACCAUAUUGAGUUGUGAUAGCAGCAAAGAAACUAAAGUUGGCGGUGUGAUUCUUCUCCCACUCGAAAACAAUUAGCAUAUUUCUGUUGAAGACACGGGAGCUGACUAAUGGACUGCAAGUACUUACCAUAUGUAAAGUGACUGAAGCUGUUACUCUAAUCUCACUUUCUUAAUGUAGUCCAUUCUUUACCUCAUUAACUCAUGGGCUACCUUAGUCCAUAUGUUUGUUUACACCAUUGGUGAGUGAGGGCUAAUCCAUGUGUGUAGUGCAGAGCCUUUAUUUCAAUACAUAGUAUAGUUGUAUAGUUUAAAAUGCUGGGAGUAUUACGCACAUUCAUUUAUUUUUCCUUUCGCAUAGGAUUUAAAAUGUCAGAUCAUUUCUACCCAAUUACAAGAACUGUUCUUGUAAGUAAUGAAACACCAGCCAGAUCUUCCGCUAAGAAGUGUUAUUUGGUUGUGUUCUGAAUUAAUACUAUAUGUGGUGCUAUUAUGACCGUGUGCAUUACAGAAGAUAACAUAUUCAGUUGAUUUUAACAUUGGCUUCCAAAACUGUGAAUGCCACCGUUUAGGAGGAAGCAGUUGUCAGGUAUUUGGGAACGUUAGUGCACAUUCCCCUCCAAAUCACACACCACUCUGUUUGGAAAUAUAUUGCCAUUUCCAUCAAGGUCACUGGUUCAAAAUCCUGGGUCUCUCAACGUAAUAGCACUGUGGACGUACCGACACCAAACAGCAGUUCAAAUAGAUGGAUCAUCGCCAAUUUCUCAAGAACAAAUUAGGGCUGGUUAAUAAAUGCUGGUUUUGCCACCAGUGCCUGUGUCUUGAGAAUGAAAUUAUAUAAAAAAAAUUCCUGCAAUCUGUCUUUUUGAAUGGUAUUAAUUUUUCAUUGCCUUUUUUUUAGUUCUAUACUGAUGAUGUUUGAAAUAAUUGAACCACCAUACUCAAUCGACCUAACUCACAUGAUGUUUUCCUGUGCAUUUCCUGGUAAACUAAACUUUUCCAGUCGGUAUGUUCCAAAUGAUGCAAUGGGUUGUUCUGUGUUGGAUCAUCUGAACAGGUUACCUGGGAACCUAGAUCUGAAAAGGAGGGGCAGUGAAAAAUCAGUAAAAAGAAACAGACUACCAAUGAUUUAUGGCACCAAAUGAAAUAAAUUAGUUUCAGUGUUGACAGUCAGAUUUAUUCAGUAGUUGUUAAUUAUUAGAUUUAGAUUUGGUCAUUCUUUUUAGGUUGGUUGAUAAAUGUUGUGUUGUAGACACAACAAAACUUGCAUUUAUAUAGCAUCUUCAAGAGGAAAUAAACAGCAAUACUUGGAAAUGAAUGUACUAGACCUCCAGUAAUUUGAAACUUUAAUAGUUAUUUUUCCAUUGGGAGUUUAAUAAUGUUAUGAGCUAUGAGAUAUAUUCUGACUAGUCUAAAGAUUGGUCAGGAAAGUAGCUUUUAAGACAAGUGGGAGGCUUUAAGAAAGGAAUUCUAAAGUUUGGGCCUGGGCAGCUGCAGGUACUGCUGCUGAUUGGGGAUUGAUUAAAAGCAAGCUGACAAAGAGGUUAAAAUUGGAGGAGUGCAGAGAUUGUAGAGGAGUGUGGAACUGGUGGCAGUUACACAGAUAGGAGUGAGGUCAUGAACAGAUCUGUACAGAAGGAUGAGAAUUUUAAAAAUGGAUUAUUGACAAUUGCUUCCAUUUCUUUGAAUAGUUUGUUGAAGGAAACUUGUGCCAAGCAAUCUGACAAAUCAGAGACACUGUAUAUCAGGAGAGGUGGAAGUGAGGGAGGGCUGACUGUGAUAACUGAACAUCUGGAAUGCACUUUUUUAUGAUGUUGUGUAAUGGCAGCACAUAAAAAGUGACUCCAAGGAUAGAUCUAUGGGGGAAUUCCUGAAGUAAAGAUGUAAGAGUGGAAAAGGAAAGCAGGUGAUUCUCUGUUUGCAGCUGGAUAGUUAGAUAAUGUUAGAAUUAGAAGAUGACUUCAAGUAGAAGUGGGGUUAAUUGAGUUAAUUAGCACUUUUGCACCUUUCGAUCUGUUAUGUCUGAUUAUAUCCACCAUUUCAACAAAUAAUAUCAUUUUAUGGGAUUUUAAUCAGACUGAGAGUCAAGUGAUAUGGAGUACUUACAUUUCAGACUCUUUUUUUUCUCUGUGGACACAUAGAUGGAUUCUUUCAUGAAGAAUUUAAUUUUGUUCAAUUCAACUGUAUAUAACACAGUUCAGUGAUGUGGUGUUGGCCUGAUACUAAAAUUCCUUGUGGCACGAAAUGAUGUGUGAUAAUGUGUAGGGACCACUUUGUGUGAAAUAUAAGUCCACCUGCUUCACUCCUGGCACUUCUUGCACUUUCCAAAUCAGAGGUGAAUGCUCCUUGGUUUGGUGAUCACCUUCAUCCGUAAUCUAAAUUCUCCAGAAUAAACGUUGCCAAUGAUUCUAAUGAAAUACACCAAAACCAACUACCAUACUUUUGAGUUAUUGUGUUCGCUCACAUUUCUGUAUUCUUUUUAAGGUAGGAAAACAUCCCAAAGCCCUUCAAAGGAAUGUGAUCAACCAAAGUUUGACCUGGUGUUGCAGAAGGAGAUUUAAGGACAGAUGACCAAAAGUUUCAUUAAAAAACCGGUUUUAUGGAUCAUCAAAAAAGAGAAAGAAAGAGAGGUGGAGAGGUUUAAGAUUGGAAUACCAGAAUUAAAGACCUAGGCAGUUGAGGUUACAGCCACUUCAACAGAUUAAAAUCAUAAAUCAUAAGGGCAUAGAAUUGGAGGAGUGUCAAAAUCUCAGAGGGCCGAAUCACUGGAGGAGGGUCUGACAGUGGUAGGGAGAGGUGAAGCCAUGGAACAAUUUAAAUACAAUGUUAUAUUUUAAAAAUCCAAAUGUUGCCUGGGAGCCAAAGUAGACCAACAAACAUAGGCAUGAUGGAUGAAUGCAACUUGAUGCAAGUUGAGGUGUAGACAACAGAACUUUGGAUGAGCCAAAUGGCAGUGACUAUGAAGCAAAUCAAGUGAAAGAACUUAAAGAUUGUCUUGAAUGGUCUGAAGUUGCUGGAUUUGAAGCAUUGUGCAAACGCCACUAAAACCCUAAUGAAGAUGUAUUGCUUAAACAAAAGUGAGCUAAAUAGUAUUCCCACCAUGGGGUGUUUUAUAAGUAACUACUGAGACGGAGACAGUAACAUCAUUUAAAAGGGAAUUGGACAAAUAUUUGAAAAUGUACAGUUUAAAAGGAUAGAGGGAAAGGCCGAAAAUGAGAUGAGAAUGGAUAUUUAAAUUGAAGAUCACUAUUACAAUGAUCAAAGAACCAUCAACUAUAAUACAGUUUUUAUGAUUUUAUGCAGCACCAAACAUUUACAAAUCUUGUUAUAUUCUUUUUUUUGUCCUAACUGCUACGUUAACAUUUUAAAUGUAUAGUAUAAAUAAUAUUUAUAGAU